Olea europaea var. sylvestris is the source of this 2629-nucleotide messenger RNA. Its product is annotated as serine/threonine receptor-like kinase NFP. NCBI's taxonomy places the organism in Eukaryota, Viridiplantae, Streptophyta, Magnoliopsida, Lamiales, Oleaceae. The transcript has a single exon. Gene Ontology annotation, molecular function: protein kinase activity; ATP binding. The record is from RefSeq and is a predicted model, not a curated record. Gene Ontology annotation, biological process: protein phosphorylation. Bases 659 to 2497 code for a protein of 612 amino acids.
GAUUUUCAGAAAAUCAAUCCCAACCAAGUUGUCAGUUUAAUACUGUUUACCAAACAUGUCGCUGUUGGAAAAUAUGACGGGAAGUAUCUAAACUUUUAAUAUUGGAUAUCAUCUAUGAAAAGUCAGGUAUGAACUCAAAAAGGAUGCUCUAUCAGGCAACUUCUGCUGUCUGUUCCAUUUGUUCCUCACGUAAGAGGACAAAACAGAUUAGACUACUGUUAUUCCUACUACCUAAAUUUAUGGUUAAGGACAACCAAUAAUGCAGAAAUUAAGGGGAAAAAAAUACAAUAUAUAUUGGUGUAGCCAUCAACUAUCUAUUUUCUUAAUAUUUCUGCUAAUUUCUUACAUACAAUUUAAAAAUAAGGACGAGUUCUUGCCGUCCAAACCUGGAUUUUUGUAAUAAACUAAUCACAGUUCUUUCAAAAGACUGUAUCAUAAAAAGAAUCACCAUUAAAAAAUUAGUCCAACCAUGACAGUUUCCUCAAGUUGAUUGCCCUUGUGCAUUAUUAUAUCAGGAUUUUUGUUAAAUCAUCAAUAGUUUUUCUUCGGUUGAACGGCUUUUGUAUAUACCGUUAAUAACACCCUGACAACUUCUCUUUUGUCCCCCUAAAUACAUAAUUUAUACACUCAGUGAGCAUACAAUCUAAGUUCAAAGCAAAUGGCAGUUCAUUCUUUGCUCUCAGUAUUUUCAUUGUUCAUUUUUUCAUUCUCCCUUGUCACAGCUCAAUCUCCUAAUGCUGCAGAUACAAAUUUUAUGUGCUCCAAGAACUCGCCUGUAUCGUGUGAUACAUAUGUUACAUACAGAGUGAGAUCACCUUAUUCAGAUCUAGGAAAUAUAUCUGAACUGUUUCGAGUCAACCGAUCAGUUAUAGUAACUGCUAAUGGUUUAGCAUCGGAGAAUGCUGAACUGGUUCCUGGUCAGCUCUUACUGAUACCGAUCACAUGUGCUUGCGAUGGACUGAAUUAUUUCUCUAAUGCCACGUACAAGAUUAAGAAGGACGACACCUUCUAUUCGGUUUCAAUCAAGCCUUUUCAGAACCUCACAAAUUAUCAUGUGGCGAUGGACAUGAAUCCCACAUUGAAAGCAAACAACUUGACAAUUGGGGAGCAAGUGGUCUUCCCUUUACUCUGUAAUUGCCCUGGAAAUUCCUAUUCAGACAAGGGGAUUAAAUACCUUGUGACUUAUGUAUGGCAACCGGUUGAUGAUUUAAGCUCCGUAAGUAAUAUGUUUAAGGCAUCACAGCCAGAUAUUGCAGAAGAAAACAAUAACAGAAACUUCACUGCUGCAAUUUUUCUACCGGUUUUGAUCCCAGUAAAGUCUUCUCCAGUUCUACAGCAACGUUUUCCUCCUCCUGCCAUUGUGAAGAAAUCAAAAAGUCAUUGGCUCCUCAUUGCAAUUUUAAGUACUGUAGUGGCUCUUUUGAUUAUUUUAUCAAGUGUAUUGGCGUAUAUACACCUUUUACACAAGAAAAAGAGAGCAUUGGCCCGGAAUAGUUCUUCGCUGGAAACAUCUGAUCUGAUUCCAACCAAGAAAGUUCCUAAAGUUGAAAUAUUUGAGCAGAAAGCGAUUCAGGAUAAGCUGCUUCCUGGAGUUUCAGGAUAUCUUGGCAAGCUGAUACUGUAUGAACUGCAGGUUAUUAUGAAGGCAACUAUGGACCUAAAUGAACGGUAUCGUAUUGGAGGAUCAGUCUACAGGGCGAUUAUUAAUGAUCAGGUUUUUGCAGUAAAGAAAACACGAGAUGCCACAGAGGAGCUGCAAAUACUACAGAAAGUAAAUCACGCGAAUUUGGUGAGGUUAAUUGGUGUUUGCUCAGACAAUGAUGGGAAUUUUUUCAUAGUUUAUGAAUAUGCCGAGAAUGGAUCACUAGAGAAAUGGCUUUCCCGAAAACGUUUGUCAACUUCGGGCACAGGGGAAUACCUCACUUGGAGCCAGAGGUUAUUUAUAGCCCUAGAGGUCGCAAAUGGUAUCCAGUACAUGCAUGAGCAUGCUCAACCAAGCGUCGUUCAUAAGGAUAUCAGAACAAGCAACAUACUCCUCGAUUCUACUUUCAGAGCCAAGAUUUCAAAUUUCUCUACGGCAAGGCAUGCAACUUGCUCUAUCAUGUUAAAGAUUGACGUGUUUGCUUUUGGAGUUGUUCUUCUCGAGUUACUUUCAGGCAAGAAAGUUAUGGAAGCCAGAGAUAAUGGUGAAGUUGUCAUGUUAUUCAAAGAAAUAAAGGGAAUCUUGGAAGAUGAUUAUUACAGAGAAGAGAGGAUAAGGAGGUGGAUGGAUCCAAACUUAAAGAACUUGUACCCUAUUGAAGGCGCUCUAAGCUUGGCAACCUUGGCAACAGCAUGCACAUCAGAUAAAUCCUCUGAUAGACCAGGAAUGACAGAAAUCGUCUUCAACCUAUGCGUUCUGACUCAAUCGUCUCCUGAGAUGUACGAAAAGUCUUGGACAUCAAAAUUUGAAGUUGAGGAAGUUGUGCCUGUUAUUAGUCCAGUCAUAGCUCGUUGAUUCAGCAUAUACAAGCAGAAGUUUGCAUGUGUAAUUUUUCUUAUCAUGUAAUAUGGAAAAACUGAAAACAAUCGUGUAUAAAUUUUCUUGCAGAGAAAUUUUCAAAUGAUUGCUUUCGUUAUCUUUGUUUAA